Rotaria sordida is the source of this 1418-nucleotide messenger RNA. NCBI's taxonomy places the organism in Eukaryota, Metazoa, Rotifera, Eurotatoria, Philodinida, Philodinidae. The record is from the annotation of a GenBank genome assembly.
AUGUCUUAUAAACAUCAAUUUUCUGAUCUACAUAAUUUUGUUAAUGAUCUUUAUACUCUUGGAGAAACAAUUGGUAAAGGUCAUUUUGCUGUUGUUAAAAUUGCUCGACAUAUUUUUACACAAAAAGAAGUUGCCGUUAAAGUUAUUGAUAAAACAAAAUUAGAUGAAAUAUCUAAAACUCAUUUAUUUCAAGAAGUUAAAUGUAUGAAAUUAGUUCAACAUCCAAAUGUUGUUCGUUUAUAUGAAGUUAUUGAUACACCAAAUAAACUUUGUCUUAUUUUGGAAUUUGCUGAUGGAGGUGAUAUGUAUGAUUAUAUUAUUAAACAUGCUAAUGGUCUUAAUGAAUCUUUAGCACGAAGAUAUUUUCGACAAAUAUGUCGAGCACUUAAAUAUUGUCAUGAAAUGUCUGUGUGUCAUCGUGAUCUUAAACCAGAAAAUUUAGUUUUCUUCGAAAAACAAGGUGUUGUUAAAUUAACUGACUUCGGUUUUUCUAAUCUAUUUUCACCUGGUAAAAAAUUGUUAACAAGUUGUGGAUCUCUUGCAUAUUCAGCGCCUGAAAUUCUACUUGGUGAUCCGUAUGAUGCACCAGCAGUUGAUAUUUGGAGUUUGGGUGUAAUAUUAUUUAUGCUUGUAACUGGUCAUGCACCAUUCCAAGAAGCUAAUGAUUCCGAAACAGUAAUGAUGAUACUUGAUUGUUCUUAUAAUGUUCCAUCAAAUAUUUCUCUUGCAUGUCAAAACUUAAUUCAUCGAAUGAUUGUACGUGAACCAGAAAAACGUGCAACACUUGAUGAAGUUAUGUCUGAUAUAUGGUAUCGACAAUGUGAAGAUGAUGAUUAUGAUAAUGAACAAUAUUAUAUUGAUUCAUUAAAAUUAAUAUCACAAGAUGAUCAUGAAUUUAUUCUUCGUCAAAUGAUUGAUGGAAAUGUUGCUGAAAAAGAAAUUAUAUUAAAAUCUUUAAAUGACAAUCAAUAUAAUCAUACAACAGCAACAUAUCAUCUUCUUGCUGAAAAAAUUUUUCAUGAUAAAUUCAAUAAUAAAAAUCGAACUGUUAAACGACAAAAAUGUUCAUUACAACCUGCAAAUGAUCCAUUUAAAGAACAAAUUAAUAUAUUUAUAUCUUCAACAUUAAAUUUUGGAAAAGAAAAUAUAUCACCAAUGCUCAUGACUCCAAAACAUUCAAUUGAUUCAAGCCAUGAACAAAUUUUAUUAGCUCUAGUUGAAGAUGAUGAAGAACCACUAUUGUUACAACAGUGUACAACUAAUACAAAUAUAACAACAACAUCAGUACAAGCUAUGAACAUUAUACUUGAAGAAGAUGAAAAUCCUGAAACAUCAUCGACAGAGUAAGAUUUGUAAUAAACAGAACAGGGGCGUAUAAGGGUCAGUUUUGAAUCAUCCUUAGUUUUCAUUUAUUCAUG